GGUGAUACAAAGAAAAAUAACACGGUGUGCAAAGAAGAGAAGGAUGAGAAGAAAAAUGAAAGCAAACCUGAGAAGAAAAACAAUGAGGAGGGGAAAAAAGAAAUAUUUGUCAUUGAUCCUUCUGGAAACCUUUAUUACCAUUGGCUGUUCUGCAUCACAUUGCCUGUCAUGUACAACUGGACAAUGAUCAUCGCUAGGGCCUGUUUUGAUGAACUUAAUCAUAACAAUUUAGAAAUGUGGUUGAUUUUGGACUAUUCUGCAGAUUUUAUUUAUAUUGCUGACAUGUUUGUGCGGACCAGGACAGGUUAUUUGGAGCAAGGCUUGUUGGUGAAAGAAAAAUCUAAGCUCAAGAAAAGAUACAAGGAAACGUCACAAUUCAAAUUAGAUCUGCUGUCCAUCAUGCCAACUGAUCUACUUUACUUCCAAUUUGGACUGAAUUACCCAGAAAUAAGAAUAAACAGAUUGCUUAGAAUAUCACGCAUGUUUGAAUUCUUCCAGCAAACAGAAACGAGAACAAGUUAUCCAAAUAUCUUCAGAAUCUCUAACCUUGUCAUGUACAUUAUAAUUAUCAUCCACUGGAACGCUUGUAUGUAUUUCUCCCUCUCAAAAGCGAUCGGCUUUGGAACUGACUCAUGGGUCUACCCCAAUAUUUCUCAUCCUGAAUUUGGCAGGCUCGCUAGAAAAUAUGUGUAUAGCCUUUACUGGUCAACACUGACUUUGACAACUAUUGGUGAAACACCGCCUCCUGUUCAAGAUACUGAGUAUUGGUUUGUUGUUGUUGACUUCCUGGUCGGUGUAUUAAUCUUUGCUACUAUUGUUGGUAAUAUUGGUUCUAUGAUCUCUAAUAUGAAUGCUGCCCGGGAGGAAUUUCAAGCAAAGAUUGAUGCUAUCAAGCAGUACAUGCAGUUUCGUAAUGUGAGCAAAGAUUUAGAAAAACGGGUUAUCAAGUGGUUUGAUUAUUUGUGGACAAACAAGAAGGCCGUAAACGAAAGAGAAGUCUUGAAAUAUCUUCCAGAUAAAUUACGAGCCGAAAUUGCUAUUAAUGUUCAUUUGGAGACAUUAAAAAAAGUCCAGAUUUUUUCAGACUGCGAAGCCGGUCUAUUAGUUGAGCUGGUCCUGAAACUACAACCUCAGGUAUAUAGUCCUGGAGAUUAUAUCUGCCGGAAAGGUGAUAUUGGGCGAGAAAUGUACAUUAUCAAAGAAGGGAAACUGGCAGUGGUAGCUGAUGAUGGAGUAACUCAGUUUGUGGUUCUUAGUGAUGGCAGCUAUUUUGGAGAGAUUAGCAUCCUUAACAUUAAAGGUAGCAAAGCUGGAAAUAGAAGGACAGCUAAUAUUAGAAGUCUUGGCUAUUCAGAUUUGUUUUGUCUGCAUAAAGAUGACCUGAUGGAAGCUUUAAUAGAAUAUCCAGAGGCAAAAACCUUGUUGGAAGAAAAGGGAAAGCAGAUCCUUAUGAAAGAUGGACUACUGGAUUUAGAGCAAGCAAACAUGAAAAGAGACACAGAAAACCUCGAGCAAAAAGUUAGCCAAAUAGAAGGAAUGCUAGAUAAUUUACAAACAAGGUUUGCUAAACUUUUAGCUGAAUAUAGUGCUGCACAGCAGAAACUGAAAAUAAGGUUAAGACAAGUCGAGACUAUAGUGAAACCAUCCCUAGAGUAUGAUUUUUCAGACUUAGAAGAAUUGCAGAGCACUUCUGGUCAUUAA
Messenger RNA from Notechis scutatus (mainland tiger snake), 1701 nucleotides. The record is from RefSeq and is a predicted model, not a curated record. NCBI's taxonomy places the organism in Eukaryota, Metazoa, Chordata, Lepidosauria, Squamata, Elapidae.